UUUUAGUGGGAAUUUCUUUCCAUGCCCACUUCUUUUUUUUCUUCUAAGAAUAAGAAGGUAGGUGGAGUCAGACUGCGAAGUGCGCUUCACUCCCUCCCUCGCUCACACGCUCUGCCUUUCUUCCAUUCUGUCAUUGCCCUCUCGGCAGAACUGAGACUGUCCAUGCCCGGCCAUUCUAAGUGAAGAGGGGACAGCAAACUUUUUGACUUUUUUUUUAAAAAGAGGAAUUUUUCUUUUUCUUCACAAAUAUACAAAAGGAUCAGCAAGACCACGAGGAAGAGACAGUAAGAAACCUAAUGCUUUCAUCUUUCAACUUACGUUAAAUUGAAUUGAGAAGCACGUGACAACUGGUUUUUCCACCGGAUUCUUUACUACGAGUGGUUGACUUUUUUUUUUCUGUUAUUAUAUUUCAACUGACUUAAAGCACAAUGGUUGCCGGAAUGCUGAUGCCGAUGCAUGAACUAAAAGCCAUCUAUGAAGUCUUAUUUCGAGAUGGCGUUAUGGUGGCCAAGAAGGACAAGAGGCCUCAGAUCAAGCACCCGGAAGUACGAGACGUGACCAAUCUCCAAGUAAUCCGUGCUAUGGGCUCUCUGAAAUCUAGAGGCUAUGUACGGGAAACAUUUGCUUGGAGACAUUUCUAUUGGUACCUGACCAACGAUGGCAUUGUUUACCUGCGCGACUACCUCCACUUGCCCGCUGAGAUUAUUCCAGCCUCUUUGCAGAGGGUUAGGAAACCAGCUGCUACCCUGGCCAUUGCUCACCGCGCUGCGCAAGUCCAGUCUGUCCAAGGCCCUACGUCUUACGUUCCCAAGCCAGGUCGCAGGGACGAGGCAGAGAGCCAAGAAGCGUUAGCUGAACGCCGAGGCUACCGCUAUAAAACUAUGGAUCCAGGAGAACGAGGGAAUUACACCGAUAGGACCCCUAGGUUCAGGGGCCGUCCACUUACUGAGGAACCAGUGAGGCCAAAGCAGGCACUUGAGGCUAGGGACCAGCAUCAGCCUCUCUACAAGAGAGGAGCCAGCUUCAACAGCAAAUCAGUCAAAGAGGUGGAAAGCACAAAACGAUUUACUCAUCAGGAGCCUAAUGUGAGAAAUGAAAGGCAGGUAGUGUCACAGGAGAGAAGGAUGUUGGAUGCUCAGAAGAUAACCUCCAGUUCUGCUUCACUUCAAACAGCAGCUUUGAUGCAGGAUGAGUCCCAGGCCUCACUGAUCCCCUCCUCAGUGGCCUUACCAUUGUCUGUGGCUGCUGUCAGUGUGGCUGCGGGUGCAGCACCGUCAAAGAUGGCAGUUAGCUCAUCUGCUGCUCAGAAAAGUGUCAAAAUUAAAAAUGUCACAAAACAGGAGGUUUCUUCUUUGAAAUUCACUGAGGAGAUCAGUCCAUCAGCAGCCGAGCUUCCAAGUGGGGAUGCUAAAGAAGACGAAACAAAACCAGCUGAAGUCACGGCACCUGAAAUGCCAAUGCCCAAACCGGUUCUUACAACGGAAUGCACUCAUGAAACCUCCAAAGUUUAUUCUGGCUCUGUCGCCUCUGGAAAGAUGAGACCGGUUGAUGCUGAUCCUAAAAAGCAUGAGAAAGAGGAAGUUAUUGAUGAGUCAGUUAAGGCAACUGAAAAAAAAAUCCAACACCUGGUGAAACCUGAUGUAGGCGGUGAUAUCAAAGAGAAAACUGCCAAAGUUAACAAGAAGACCACCAAAACCAAUAAGGCUAACCAGACCAGCAGCCCAUUAUGGACCACUGAUGAAGCAGAUGGCAUCUCCAACAUCACAGUGACUCAAGAACCCGUCCAGGCAGAAGUAAGCUCACCAGUUCUCACUGCAAAGCCUGACACUCAGGCCUUCCCUCCUAAAAUGGCACAAGUAGCAGAACCCUCAUCACAGGAAGUUAACACUACUCCCAAAACUGCACCUGCUUCAGCAACUCAGACAAAACAGGAAGAUCCACAACUGAUCCAAAAUAACUAUACUGCAACAGAGAUGAUCAUUAAACAGGAGGAAACUAAUGUAACAGAGAUGCCACAUGCCAAGAAAGAUGAAACGGUGUCACCCUCUAAAGUUUUAGGGCAGGACCUUAAAGUGCAACAGCUCAUCCAUUCAUCUCCCUCCACCCGGAAGGAUGCUGCAACAGAGGAGGGUAAAGAUGCUAAACAAGCAGGUGAAGGGACCUCCAAGUCCAAGAAAAAGAAAAAGAAGUCUCCAGGUGAGAUUUCCAAGAUCACUGUUCAACAGGAUCAACCUCAGUUAAAGGCAAAUGAGGAAAUGUCAGAAAACGACUCCCAGGAAGUGAAGGUAGAAACCUUCCAUCAGAAAACAGUAAUUACUUCUGAACUCCUAACUGUGUCUACCUCUGUAAAGGCAGAAGGGGAAGCCAAAACAGACAGUGACCGUAAAAAAACUGGCAAUCAGCUAAACAAGGAGACAUUUACAAAAGCUAAGAUGAAGCCAGAUGAAGUCCCACCUGCAGCAGCUCCUGCAGCUGUUCAAGCAAAAGAUAAAACUGAGAAAAUCACUGUCACUGCCACCACUCAGGAACAAAUGUCUCCCAAAUUACAGGCUGCAGCCCCUGACAUGGACCCAGAAAAAUCUCAGGAAAUAACUGUUUCCAACGUGGAAACAGUGACUGUGCAGAAAGUGAGUCAGGUUGAGCUCAUGCGAGAGAGUGCGAAACUUGAGAAAAAAAUACCAGUGGACCAUUCAGACUCUGAGAAAGUAACUGCUGAGGCUACAUCCCUGCAGAGCACAGAGAAAGUUGCAGACAAGCAGACAAAGGGGAAGAAAAAAGGGAAAAAACAGGUUAAGGUGUCACAAGAGGAAGAAACCAUAAACACAAAGUCUGUCUCUACGACUGAAGGAGAAACACCGUCAUCCAUAACAACACUGCCUAUGGCUGCAGGCAGGGAUAGCCCUGCUGUGGCCUUUGAAAUGAGAAGAACUAAAGUUUCUUCAAAGAUGACUCCUGAAAGAAUGUGCAGUGAGGAAGUUGGGCAGGCAGCAGCUGUGCUCUCUGAGGCCCCGACAGACAAAGGGGAGGUGGAGCUAACGCAGCCCUCUGCAGAAAAAACCAAGCGGGAGGUUCCGAAAGCAAAAACAUCUUCCAGUGCGAGGAAAGCACCCGCACCCGAAGAUUUAGCGUCAGCUGAGGCACAGGCCAGCCCUCUCUCCAGGCAAGAAGAGCCUCCCAGAGUUGCACAACAUUCAGCCCGGCAGGCAGCAGAGUGCAGCACACAGGAAAGGCUCUCUGUCUCGGAGGCCUCAGAGCACGAAGAAGACAAGAAGAGGGACUUGUCGGAGGACACACCCUCAGCCACUGCCACGCCCGCAGCCCAGCCUGACCAGCCUCACCUGGGGGACACCAGUGAGUCCUACAGCGCCGACACUGACGAGGCCAAUAUGAGGAAGAAAAUAGUAGUGGUGGAGGAGAUAGUUGAGGUGAAGCAAGUCGUUAGCCCUCAGGCGACCGGGCAGCAGUCACCUCCCCCACCUGUGAAGACAGCAGAGGAGGAGGAAGACGAGGAGCUGGACCUAGAUGUUCUGGAGGAAAUCGCCAUAGAGCGAGCUCUCUUGGCCGGGGCUGCGAGGGUCAAGGUGCAAGGGGCUUCACCUGACUCUGACUGGGACCACUCACUGGCGGAGCCAGAGGACAAGACAUGGCCUAACUUCAUUGAAGAUGAAAGAGAUCGGGUACAGAAGAAAACCUUCACAAAAUGGGUUAACAAGCAUUUGAUAAAGGCACAGCGUCAAGUGGCAGAUCUGUAUGAAGAUCUUCGGGAUGGACAUAACCUGAUCUCGUUGUUGGAGGUCCUCUCCGGAGAAACUCUGCCCAGAGAGAAAGGCCGGAUGCGCUUCCACAAACUCCAGAAUGUACAGAUAGCACUGGACUUCCUGAAACACCGGCAGGUCAAGCUGGUGAACAUCAGAAAUGACGACAUAGCGGACGGGAACCCCAAGCUGACACUGGGGUUAAUAUGGACCAUCAUCCUCCACUUCCAGGUCUCCUCAUCUAUCUCAGACAUUCAGAUCAACGGCCAGUCGGAAGACAUGACCGCCAAGGAGAAGCUGCUGCUCUGGUCGCAGAGGAUGACGGACGGCUACCAGGGCAUCCGCUGCGACAACUUCACCACCAGCUGGAGGGACGGCAAGCUCUUCAACGCCGUCAUCCAUAAGCACUACCCCAGACUCAUCGACAUGGGCAAAGUGUACCGACAGACCAACCUGGAAAACCUGGAGCAGGCCUUUAACGUGGCCGAAAGAGACCUGGGAGUGACCCGCCUCCUGGACCCGGAAGAUGUUGACGUCCCGCAUCCCGACGAGAAGUCCAUCAUCACUUACGUCUCAUCUCUGUAUGACGUCAUGCCUCGAGUCGAUGUCCAUGAUGGCGCCAGAGCGAAUGACCUGGAGCUACGCUGGCAGGAAUAUUACGAGCUGGUGACCCUCCUGCUCCAGUGGAUCCGCCACCAUGUCACCAUCUUCGAGGAGAGGAAAUUCCCCGGCAGCUACGAGGAGAUAGAGCUUCUUUGGCGCCAGUUCUUGAAGUUCAAGGAGGCGGAGCUGCCGGUGAAGGAGUCUGACAAGAGCCACUCCAAACACAUCUACCAGACCUUUGAGAGUGCAGUUCACGCCGGUCAGGUUAAGGUGCCGCCCGGCUACCACCCCAUCGACGUGGAGAAGGAGUGGGGGCGACUUCACUUGGCCAUACUAGAGAGAGAACGACUGCUCAGGAUUGAGUUUGAGAGACUGGAGAGGCUGCAGAGGAUUUUCAGUAAAGUCCAGAUGGAGUCCGGGUUGUGUGACGAACAUCUCAGUCAUCUGGACGGCCUCCUGCAGAAGGACAUCGCUCUGCUCAACGCAGGGAAACCAGCUCAGCACACGGCAGAGGUGGACAGGGAGCUGGACAAGGCGGAAAGCACCAUCCGCCUGCUCUUUAACGAUGUCCAGAUGCUCAAGGAUGGGCGCCACCCUCAGGCGGAACAGAUGUACCGCAGAGUUUACCGUAUUCAUGAGCGGCUGGUGAACCUGCGCAGCGACUACAACCUCCGCCUGAAGGCGUCCGCGGGUAAGGUCCAGCCCAUGCAGACCCAGCUGCAGAGCAGCGCCAAGGUGCGGCCGGAGCUGGACGACGUGACGCUGCGCUACGUCCAAGAUCUUCUGGCCUGGGUGGAAGAGAACCAGCGGCGCAUCGAUAAGUCGGAGUGGGGAUCAGAUCUGCCCUCUGUGGAGUCCCAGCUGGGCAGCCACAGAGGUCUGCAUCAGUCCGUGGAGGACUUCAAGUCCAAGAUCGAACGGGCCAAGUCCGACGAGAGCCAGUUAUCACCGGUCAGCAAAGGGAACUACAGAGAAUACCUGGGGAAACUGGACCUUCAGUACGGCAAACUGCUGAACUCCUCCAAGUCCCGCCUGAGGAACCUGGACUCUCUGCACGCCUUCGUCGUCGCAGCAACCAAAGAGCUAAUGUGGCUGAACGACAAAGAAGAGGAAGAGGUCAACUACGACUGGAGCGACAGAAACACCAACAUGACGGUGAAGAAAGAAAACUACUCCGGCCUGAUGCGAGAGCUGGAGCAAAGAGAGAAGAAGGUUAACGACCUCCAGGCUAUGGGAGACAAACUGGUCAGAGACGGUCAUCCCGGGAAGAAGACUGUGGAGGCCUUCACAGCUGCUCUGCAGACUCAGUGGAGCUGGAUCCUGCAGCUGUGCUGCUGCGUCGAAGCUCACCUUAAAGAAAACACGGCUCAUUACCAGUUCUUUGCCGAUGUAAAGGAAGCGCAGGACAAGAUGAAGAAGAUGCAAGAGAGCAUGAAGAAGAAAUACAGCUGCGACCGCUCUACAACCGCCACGCGCCUGGAGGAUCUGCUGCAGGAUGCCGUGGAAGAAAAGGAACAGAUGAAUGAAUUUAAGACUUUGCUCAACGGACUGAACAAGAGGUCCAGGUCUAUCAUCCAGCUGAAACCCCGAAAUCCCACCACCCCUAUUAAGGGCAAGACUCCUAUUCAAGCUGUCUGCGACUUCAAGCAGCAGGAGAUCACGGUCCAUAAAGGAGAAGAGUGUGCUCUGCUCAACAACUCCCAGCCCUUCAAGUGGAAGGUGUUAAACCGCUCCGGAAACGAAGCAGUGGUUCCUUCCGUCUGCUUCCUUGUCCCUCCGGUCAAUAAGGAGGCAGUGGACAGCGUGUCGAGUCUGGAUGCAAAUCUUCAGCAGAUGACCUCCAUGUGGCAGAUGCUUCACGUUAACUUGAAGAGUCUGUUGUCAUGGCAGUACCUGACCAGAGAUUACACACAGAUACGCUCCUGGAACAUCGCCAUGUUAAAAACCAUGAAACCAGAAGAGUACCGGCUGGUCAUGAGAAACCUGGAGGCCCACUAUCAAGACUUCAUGCGGGACAGCCAGGACUCCCAGCUUUUCAGCCCCGACGACCGCAUGCAAGUGGAGGACGACUACAACAAAGUCAGCCAGCAUUUUGACAACCUGCUUCGCUCCAUGGAGAAAGGCCAACAGGACGAGACCCUGUGCAAGAACUACAUCUCCGAGAUCAAGGAUCUGCGUCUGCGUAUCGAGAACUGCGAGUCUCAGACUGUGAGUCGCAUCCGCAGACCGCUGGACAAGGAGCCGCUGAAGGAAUGCAGCCAGAAGUGGACAGAGCAGCAGAAAGUCCAGGGAGAACUUGAGGGACUUAAGAAGGACCUGGAUAAGGUGUCUGUGAAAACCCAGCAGGUGUUGGCGUCCCCUCAGCAGCCGGCCUCAGCUCCUGUGCUGCGGUCCGAACUGGAUGUUACUGUGCAGAAGAUGGACCACGUCUACAUGCUCUCCUCUGUUUAUCUUGAGAAGCUGAAGACUGUAGACAUGGUGAUCCGGAACACCCAGGGAGCGGAGGGAGUGCUGAAGCAGUACGAGGACUGUCUGCGAGAGGUUCAGGCUGUACCCAGUGAUGUCACGGAGGUGGAGACUCAACGAUCCAAGCUGAAGGAAAUGCGGGGCGAGGCCGAGAGUGAGCAGCCGGUGUUCGACUCGAUGGAGGAGGAGCUGAAGAAAGCCUCCGCCGUCAGCGACAAGAUGUCCCGCGUUCACACCGAGCGGGACAUUGAGCUGGACCACUACCGCCAGCUGACCACUGGCCUCCAGGACCGCUGGAAAGCCGUGUUCACCCAGAUUGACCUUCGCCAGAGAGAGCUGGAGCAACUCGGCCGACAGCUCGGUUACUACCGCGAGAGCUACGACUGGCUCAUGCGCUGGAUCGCCGACGCCAAGCAAAGGCAGGAGAAGAUCCAGGCCAUGCCCAUCACCGACACCAAAACUCUUAAAGACCAGCUGGCACAGGAGAAGAAACUGCUGAGUGAAAUUGAGCAGAAUCAAGGCAAAGUUGAUGAGUGUCACAAGUAUGCUAAAGCAUACAUUGAUACAAUCAAGGACUACGAACUGCAGUUGGUUGCCUACAGAGCGCAGGUGGAGCCUCUUACUUCUCCGCUGAAGAAAGCGAAACUGGAUUCUGCUUCUGACAGCAUCAUUCAGGAGUAUGUGACUCUGAAGACUAAGUACAGCGAGCUGAUGACUCUCACUAAUCAGUACAUCAAGUUCAUCAUCGACAUGCAGCAACGCUUGGAGGACGAGGAGAAAGCUGCACAGAAACUCAAAGCGGAAGAACAAAAAAAGAUGGCGGAGAUGCAGGCUGAGUUAGACAAACAGAAGCAGUUAGCUGAAGCUCAAGCGAAGGCCGUGGCUAAAGCUGAAAAAGAGGCCCGAGAGCUGAAGCUGAAAAUGCAGGAGGAAGUAAACAGGAGAGAGAUCGCUGCUGUAGAUGCAGAAAACCAAAAGCAAAACAUCCAGCUGGAGCUGUGUGAGCUUAAAAACCUCUCAGAGCAACAGAUCCAAGACAAAAGCCAGCAGGUGGAUGAAGCUCUACAAAGCAGAGUCAAGAUUGAAGAGGAGAUCCGCCUCGUAAGACUCCAGCUUGAGACCACCGUGAAACAAAAGGCUACCGCAGAAUCUGAGCUCAAGCAACUUCGCAACAGAGCCGAUGAAGCAGAGAAACAAAGAAAGGCAGCACAGGAAGAGGCAGAGAAGCUCCGUAAACAAGUCAGCGAAGAGACACAGAAAAAGCGCCUGGCCGAGGAGGAACUUAAACGCAAAUCUGAGGCAGAGAAGGAGGCGGCGAAACAGAAACAAAAAGCUCUCGAAGACCUUGAAAACCUCAGAAGGCAGGCCGAGGAAGCUGAGAGGCAAGUCAAGCAAGCCGAGGUUGAAAAAGAAAGACAAAUCAAAGUGGCUCAUGAAGCAGCCCAGAAAAGCGCUGCCGCUGAACUCCAGAGCAAACACACUUCGUUUGCAGAAAAGACCUUCAAGUUGGAGGAAUCACUCAAGCAAGAGCAUGGCACUGUCCUUCAGCUGCAACAAGAAGCAACUCGUCUCAAGAAGCAACAGGAAGGUGCAGAAAAUGCCAGAGAAGAAGCAGAGAAGGAGCUGGAGAAAUGGAGACAGAAAGCCAACGAAGCCCUUCGUCUGAGACUGCAAGCCGAAGAAGAAGCGCACAAGAAGAUGCUAGCCCAGGAAGAAGCUGAGAAACAAAAAGAGGAUGCGGAGCGCGAGGCCAAGAAGCGAGCCAAAGCUGAGGAGUCGGCUCUGAAGCAGAAGGACAUGGCGGAGAAAGAACUGGAGAGGCAGAGGAAGGUAGCCGAGAGCACGGCUCAGCAGAAGCUCACUGCGGAACAGGAGCUCAUUCGACUCAGGGCAGAUUUUGACAAUGCAGAACAGCAGAGAUCCUUGCUUGAGGACGAACUCUACCGUCUGAAGAAUGAAGUCCUUGCUGCCCAGCAACAAAGGAAACAACUGGAAGAUGAACUGGCCAAAGUUAGGAGUGAGAUGGAUUUACUUAUCCAGUUGAGGUCUAAAGCAGAAAAGGAGUCCAUGUCCAACACAGAGAAGAGUAAACAGCUUCUUGAAGCAGAAGCCUCCAAGAUGAGGGACCUGGCUGAGGAAGCAAGUCGACUCAGAGCCAUUGCUGAGGAAGCCAAGCAUCAGCGGCAGAUUGCAGAGGAAGAGGCGGCUCGACAGAGAGCGGAGGCUGAGAGGAUUCUCAAAGAGAAGCUCUCUGCGAUCAGUGACGCUACUUGCCUAAAAACAGAGGCUGAGAUUGCCCUGAAAGAGAAGGAGGCUGAAAACGAGAGACUGAGGAGACAAGCUGAGGAUGAGGCUUACCAGAGGAAAGCCCUUGAGGACCAGGCAAACCAACACAAGCAAGACAUUGAGGAAAAGAUAGUUCAGCUCAAAAAGUCGUCUGAGGAUGAAAUGGACAGACAAAGGGCAUUGGUGGAUGACACCCUCAAACAGAAGCGGAUCGUUGAAGAGGAAAUCCGAAUCCUAAAGCUUAACUUUGAAAGGGCUUCGUCUGGAAAACUUGAUCUGGAGCUGGAACUUAAUAAGCUAAAGAACAUUGCAGAGGAAACUCAACAAAGCAAGCUCAGAGCAGAAGAGGAGGCUGAGAAGCUAAGGAAGCUUGCCCUUGAGGAAGAAAGGAGGAGAAGAGAAGCAGAAGAAAAGGUCAAGAAAAUUGCGGCAGCAGAGGAAGAGGCAGCCAGACAACGCAAGGUGGCCCAAGACGAGCUCGAGCGUCUGAAAAAGAAAGCAGAAGAAGCCAGAAAGCAGAAAGAUGAAGCUGACAAAGAAGCUGAAAAACAGAUUGUUGUCGCCCAACAAGCCGCCCUCAAAUGCAACGCAGCAGAAGAGCAAGUGCAAAGUGUCCUCGCUCAACAGAAAGAGGACGGCUUAAUGCAGAAGAAACUCAAGGAGGAGUACGAGAAAGCCAAGAAGCUCGCUAAGGAGGCAGAAGCCGCCAAGGAGAAGGCAGAGAGGGAGGCGGCUCUCCUUCGCCAACAAGCAGAGGACGCAGAAAGACAAAAGGCCGCUGCUGAGAAGGAAGCUGCCAUCCAAGCCCAAGCUCAAGAAGAUGCUGAGAGGUUGAGGAAGGAGGCUGAAUUCGAAGCUGCCAAGCGAGCACAGGCAGAAGCCGCAGCCCUCAAGCAGAAACAACAAGCCGAUGCUGAGAUGGCGAAGCACAAAAACCUGGCCGAGCAAACGCUAAAGCAAAAGUUCCAAGUGGAGCAAGAGCUCACUAUAGUCAAACUUCAGCUUGACGAAACAGAUAAACAGAAAUCUGUCUUGGAUGAAGAGCUCCAGCGCCUGAAGGAUGAAGUCGAUGAUGCCGUCAAACAGAAGGCCCAGGUAGAGGACGAACUAUUCAAAGUUAAGGUUCAGAUGGAGGAACUACUCAAGUUGAAGAUAAAAAUUGAGGAGGAAAAUCAGCGGCUUAUCAAAAAAGACAAGGACAACACGCAAAAAUUCCUUGCUGAGGAGGCCGAGAACAUGAAGAAGCUUGCGGAAGAUGCCGCUAGGCUCAGUGUCGAGGCCCAAGAGGCUGCUCGCUUGAGACAGAUUGCAGAAGACGAUCUCAACCAGCAGCGAGCAAUUGCAGACAAAAUGCUCAAGGAGAAAAUGCAAGCCAUACAAGAGGCAUCCAGACUCAAAGCUGAGGCUGAGAUGCUCCAGAAGCAGAAAGAUCUGGCUCAGGAGCAGGCGCAAAAGCUUAUGGAGGACAAACAGCUAAUGCAGCAGCGUCUAGAGGAGGAAACCGAGGAGUACCAGCGAUCUCUUGAAGCAGAAAGGCGAAAGCAACUGGGAAUCCUAGCAGAAGCCGAAAAACUCAAACUUCAGGUCUCUCAGCUCAGUGAUGCCCAGGCCAAAGCUGAAGAAGAGGCUAAAAAGUUCAAGAAACAGGCAGACACGAUUGCAGCCCGCCUUCACGAGACAGAAAUUGCCACAAAACAAAAAAUGACGGCUGUCGAAAAACUGGAGUAUGAGAGACAAAAUACCAGCAAAGAGGCUGAUGAUUUACGCAAAGCGAUCGCAGACCUAGAGAAUGAGAAGGCUAGGCUGAAAAGGGAGGCUGAGGACCUUCAAAAUAAGUCAAAAGAGAUGGCUGAUGCACAACAGAAACAAAUUGAACAUGAGAAGACCAUGCUUCAACAGACAUUCUUGUCUGAAAAGGAGAUGCUAUUGAGGAAGGAGAAGCUAAUUGAAGAAGAGAAAAAGAGACUGGAAAGUCAGUUUGAAGAAGAAGUGAGGAAGGCAAAAGCUCUCAAAGAUGAACAAGAACGCCAAAAACAGCAGAUGGAGGAGGAGAAGAAGAACCUUCUGGCUACUAUGGAUGCAGCACUCAGUAAACAGAAAGUGGCAGAGCAAGAAAUGCUAAAUAAGCAGAAAGAAAUGCAAGAACUAGAGAGAAAGAAGUUAGAGCAAGAAAGAAUUCUUGCAGAAGAAAACCAGAAACUGCGUGAGAAAUUACAACAGCUUGAGGCCCAGAAAGAUCAACAUCCAGGGGAAACUGACAUUGACGCUAACAAAGAACAUGUACAUUUAAAAACCAUUGAGAUAACAAAGACAAUUUACAAUGGUCAAGCUCCUGGUGGUAUGGCAGAUGGUGUAGAAAAGAGACCAGAUCCUCUAGCUUUCGAUGGUAUCCGUGAUAAGGUACCAGCAAGCAGACUCCAUGACCUUGGUCUUUUACCCAAGAAGGACUUUGACAAGCUUAAAGACGGCAAAACCACAGUUCAGGAGCUUAGUGAAGCUGACAAUCUAAAGCAAAUUCUUAAAGGAAAGCAAGCCAUUGCUGGUGUUUUAACACCAAAAAAUCAAAAGAUGUCUGUUUACCAAGCUUCAAAGGAAAAAAUGAUUACCCCUGGCACAGCCAUGAUUCUUCUUGAAGCACAGGCUGCCACAGGUUACAUUUUAGACCCCAAAAAGAAUCUGAAACUUUCUGUUAAUGAGGCAGUGAAGGAAGGUUUGAUUGGCCCUGAGCUACAUGACAAAAUGCUUUCAGCUGAAAGGGCUGUUGUUGGCUACAAAGACCCUUACACUGGUGGAAAGAUUUCUGUUUUCGAAGCAAUGAAGAAAGAUCUGAUAGAACGUGAUCAGGCAAUAAGAAUCCUUGAAGCCCAACUCGCCACUGGUGGCAUUGUUGACCCUGUCAACAGUCACCGCGUACCCAAUGAAACGGCCUAUAAACAGGGACAGUAUGAUGCAGAAAUGAAUAAGGUUAUGGAAAAACCAUCAGAUGACACAAAGGGAUAUUUUGACCCUAGCACUCAGGAACCCCUGACAUAUUCUGAACUUAUGGCAAGAUGCACUGCUGAUCCAGAGACCAGUCUGUUAUUCCUGCCAAUUACAGAAAAAGCUGCUCAGUGCUCUAGGAUGUACACAGAAGAGGAGACCAAAGAUGUUUUCAACAAAACAACUGUGUCUGUGCCAUUCGGAAGAUUCCAGGGUAAAACUGUCACCAUCUGGGAGAUCAUCAACUCAGAGUACUUUACUGAAGAUCAGAAAAAAGACCUUCUCCGCCAGUACAAAACUGGCAAAAUAACCAUUGAAAAGAUAAUUAAGAUAGUUAUCACUGUGGCUGAGGAGAAGGAGAAGAAGAAGGAAAUAACCUUUGAUGGUUUAAGAACAUCUGUUCCUGCCAGUGAACUCCUGGAAUCCAAAGUCAUUGAUAAUGAUCUUUACAACAAAUUGCUAAAAGGAAAUGUAUCAGUCAAGGAUGUCUCUGCAAUGAAACCAGUUCACAAAGCACUCCAGGACACAAACUGCAUAGCCGGGGUACUUAUUGAUUCAUCCAAAGAGACAAUGUCCUUCUAUCAAGCUAUGAAGAGGGACAUGAUGAGGACUGGGCUUGCUUUGAAAAUGCUUGAAGCUCAAGCAGGAUCAGGCUACAUGGUCGACCCUGUUCAAAAUCAAAAGUACACUGUUGAUGAGGCCGUCAAAGCUGGGGUCAUUGGUCCUGAGCUGCAUGAAAAGCUCCUGUCUGCAGAGCGAGCUGUUACUGGUUACAAAGAUCCUUACACUGGAAACACAGUCUCUCUUUUCCAAGCAAUGAAGAAAGAUCUCAUUCCUAAAGAACAAGGUAUCAGACUGCUUGAUGCCCAAAUGACCAGUGGUGGCAUCAUUGAUCCAGUGAAGAGCCAUCGUAUACCUGAUGAUGUUGCUUUCAAGAGAAAUUAUUUAGAUAAUGAAAUGAAACAGCGUCUAAGCAGUCCAACUGAUGAAACUAAAUGUUUCUUUGAUCCAAACACAAAAGAAAAUGUCACAUACUCUCAGCUGUUUGACAGGUGUGUUACAGACAAAAAAACUGGUCUUAAGCUUCUUCCACUUAGUGAUGAAGCAAUUAACGAUAAAGAAGAAGCAACAUACACCGAAUCCCAAACAAAAGACGCUAUGACACAAGCAACUGUGGAGCUUGACUCUGGGCCAUUCAAGGGUAGAAAAAUGACACUAUGGGAAAUUAUCCACUCUGACUAUCUCACUGAAGAACAGAGACUUGAACUGAUUAGACAGUUUAGAUCAGGAAAAGUUACAAUUGAAAAGCUUAUUAAGAUCAUUAUCACAAUUGUGCAAGAGAAGGAGGCUAAGAAAAAGGAACAGUCCAGCUUUAAGGGACUCAGAGAUUAUGUUCCAGCAGACUCCUUGUAUGAUUCCAAAAUAAUUGACAAAACAACCUUUGACCUUCUUCAGCAAGGCAAAACAACACCUAAAAAAGUCAGUGAGAAUCCAAAUGUCAGUAAAUACCUCCAGGGCACUGAGAGCAUUGCUGGAAUAUACCUGGAGCCUACCAAGGAGAAAAUAAGUAUCUAUCAAGCUAUGAAGAAAAAGUUCCUCAGGCAAAACACUGGCAUUUUGCUUCUUGAGGCUCAGGCUGCAACUGGGUUCAUUGUAGAUCCAGUAAAAAACCAAUGUCUCUCAGUAGAUGAGGCAGUGAAGGCAGGACUUGUUGGUCCAGAACUCCAUGAAAAACUCCUUUCUGCAGAAAAAGCAGUCACUGGCUACAAGGAUCCAUUCACUGGGAAGAAAAUCUCCCUUUAUGAAGCAAUGCAAAAGGAUCUUAUACUCAAAGAACAUGCCAUUCCCCUGUUGCAAGCUCAGAUGUUCAGUGGUGGAAUCAUUGAUCCUGUAAAGAGCCACCGGGUCCCAACUGAUAUGGCAUACCAGAAGAACAUUUUCAGUAAGGAAGUUGCCAAGACCUUGUCUGAAUCUUCAGAUGACAGCAAGCCUUUCUCAGAUCCAGAAACUGAUGAAAAUGCAAGCUACAAGCAACUUAAAGACAAAUGCCAAAAAGAUAAAGACACAGGCCUGUAUAUCCUGCCACUCUCCAAACCUCAGUCUCCAACUGUCGUGGAAAAGACAUACCUUUAUACAGAAGAACAAACCCAGAGUGAUCUUACUAGCACCCAAAUUGACAUUCCAAUUGAGGGCCUUGCUGAUAAACCAAUGAACCUGUGGGAUGUCAUGAACUCAAAUUUGCUUCCAGAGCAUGAGAGGCAGAAACUCUUGGAAGAAUACCGUUCUGGCAAAAUCACUAAAGAACGGAUGAUUAUCAUUAUAAUUGAGAUAAUGGAGCAGAGAGAAGUUGUUAGACAUGACAGUCCAUUGUCAUAUAAGACUAUAAGAAGAAGAAUAACUAUUGAGGAGCUCUACAACGCCCGCAUCAUUGAUCUCGAGACAUACAACCUUCUGAAACAGGGCAAGAGAGACAUUCGUGAUAUAAUGGAGAUGACCAGUGUAAAACAGUAUCUCUAUGGCACAGGCUGCGUCGCUGGUGUCACAACAGACUCGAGCUCCAAGAUUAGCAUAUAUCAAGCAAUGAAAAGAGGUUUUAUUAAACCAGAAAUAGGCCUUACUCUCUUAGAGGCACAAGCUGCAACAGGCUUUAUUAUUGAUCCAGUUAAGAACGAGACACUCACUGUUGAUGAAGCUGUUCGUAAGGGAGUUGUUGGACCUGAGAUCCAUGACAAACUGCUUUCAGCUGAAAGAGCUGUCACUGGAUAUAAGGAUCCAUACAGUGGGAAGGUCAUAUCUCUUUUCCAGGCCAUGAAAAAGGAUCUUGUUCCAGAGGAUUAUGCCCUUAAAAUGCUGGAGGCUCAAACUGCUACUGGAGGCAUCAUUGAUCCAGAAUUCCAGUUCCAUCUUCCAGCUGACAUUGCCUUGCAAAGAGGUUAUAUGAACAAGGAGACCAACGAGAAACUCACAGACAGUGUCAAGGGGUUCAUUGAUCCUGUUACUGAAGAACAACUGUCAUAUGCAGAGCUUCUCAAGAGAUGCAAGCUUGAGGGUGGAUUGCGACUACUCUCCCUGGGAGAUAAGAGGUUAACAUUCAAGGGUUUGAGAAAACAGAUCACAAUGGAGGAGCUGAUUCGCUCACAAAUUAUUGAUCAGCAGACUGUCACUGAAUUGAAUGAAGGCAUUCUUUCAGUAGAGGAAGUUAGCAAAAGACUCUCAAGAUACCUUGAGGGCACAAGUUGUAUUGCUGGAGUGUUCUUGGAGUCGAGCAAAGAACGCCUAUCAAUUUACCAGGCCAUGAAGAAAAACAUGAUUAGACCAGGCACUGCAUUUGAACUUCUUGAGGCUCAGGCAGCCACAGGAUAUGUCAUUGAUCCAAUCAAGAACCUUAAACUUACAGUAAAUGAGUCUGUAAAGAUGGGAAUUGUAGGUCCAGAAUUCAAAGACAAGCUUCUCUCUGCUGAGCGUGCAGUGACAGGGUAUAGAGAUCCUUAUUCAGGCAAAACAAUCUCUUUGUUCCAGGCCAUGAAAAAGGGACUCAUCUUGAAAGAUCAUGGCAUCCGUCUCCUAGAAGCUCAAAUUGCCACUGGUGGAAUUAUUGACCCAGAAGAAAGUCAUCGUUUACCAGUUGAGGUAGCCUACAACCGUGGUUUCUUUGAUGAAGAAAUGAAUGAGAUUCUGUCUGACCCAUCUGAUGACACCAAAGGCUUCUUUGAUCCCAAUACUGAAGAAAAUCUAACCUACCUCCAACUGAUGGAGAGGUGUAUUACUGAUUCUGAUACUGGCCUGGUUCUUCUGCUACUGAAAGACAAGAAGCGAGAAAGAAAGACCUCCUCUAAAUCAUCUGUCCGUAAACGCAGAAUUGUCAUUGUAGACCCAGAGACAAGCAAAGAAAUGUCUGUGUAUGAGGCCUACCGCAAAGGACUUAUUGACCACCAAACCUACCUGGAGCUUUCGGAACAGGAAUGUGAAUGGGAGGAAAUCACAAUGACCUCCUCCGAUGGCUCUGUCAAAUCCAUAAUCAUUGAUAGAAGAUCAGGCAGGCAGUAUGACGUUGAUGAUGCUAUUUCACGUGGAUACAUUGACCAGAAUUCUCUUGAUAAAUACAGAGCUGGGAACCUGUCCAUUACAGAGUUUGCUGACAUGCUUUCUGGAGGUAUGGGAGGCUUCCGUUCACGCUCAUCCUCAUUUGGCUCCACCACUGGUUCCAGUUACUCCACUUCCAUGAGCCCCAUACCAUCCACUAAACCACCUGCAAUGAUAUGGAAUGACCCAUCAGAAGAGACAGGACCCAUAGCAGGAAUAUUGGACAUAGACACAUUGGAGAAAGUGUCUAUCACUGAAGCAAUCCAUAGAAACUUGGUGGACAACAUUACAGGCCAAAGGCUACUUGAGGCCCAAGCAUGCACAGGAGGAAUUAUUGACCCUGCAAGUGGGGAAAAGUUGCCAGUUACCGAAGCUACAGACAAAGGCUUGGUUGAUAAGGUUAUGGUUGAUCGUCUCAACCUGGCACUGAAAGCUUUUAAUGGAUUUGAAGACCCCAGAACUAAGGUGAAGAUGUCAGCUUCCCAAGCUCUGAAGAAAGGCUGGCUAUAUUAUGAGGCUGGUCAGCGUUUCCUUGAGGUUCAAUAUUUGACAGGUGGACUUAUUGAGCCUGAUGUCACAGGCCGAGUGUCUCUGGAUGAGUCCAUCAGAAAAGGAACAAUCGAUGCUCGUACUGCCCAAAAACUGAGGGAUGUCAAUGCCUAUUCAAAAUAUCUGACGUGCCCAAAAACCAAGUUGAAAAUCUCAUUCAAAGAUGCCAUGGACAAAAGCAUGGUGGAGGAGGGAAGUGGCUUAAGGCUUUUGGAGGCCUCCUCACAAUCUAGCAAAGGCCUCUACAGUCCCUACAAUGCCAGUGGCUCUGGAUCUGCAUAUGGCUCUCGGACCGGCUCAAGAACCGGAUCCCGAUCUGGAUCAAGGAGAGGCAGCAUUGAUGCUGGCUCAGGGUUCGGUAGCAUGAACUUCUCAUCCUCCUCCUUCACAUCUACAACCAGCUACAGUCGCAGAUAUUGAUUAGCUACUGCUGUUCCUAACAACUUUUGAUUAAGAACCAAUAGUACUAAUGCACUUUAUAGAUGCAUUUCUAACAGAAAAAAAUAGUUACAGUAGUAAAAAAAAAGUAUAAUUUAUUUAUUCAUAAUUGCAUGUGGUCAAAUUAACAUUGCCUAAGCUACGGAUUUCUUUAUCCAUUUUUUUUUUUUAACAGUAACAGUAUCAACAAAUGCCUCUCUUGUGAGGGUGUAGUCAUGCAUCACCAAAAAUCCAGAAAAUCAAAAUAAUUUAAUACAGAUUAACAAGUCAAAAUUUUCUAAGACAAAAUUCAAAACAAAGCAUGAUACUUCUGCUGUUUUUAAGUGACUAUGCUUUUUUCUUUUUUUUUUUUUUUUUACAAGUGUUCAAUAGAUGUACACUAGUGCUAUCUAAGACUAAUAUAUAUUGUACGCAUACCAAACAAAACUAUUUUUCCACUAUUCUCUUUUUUUUCUUUUUAAAGCUGUUAGUCAUUUAGUGGAUUUAAUUUUUUUUUUUGGCUGUUUUAUAACUUUAUGACUGGUAGUAAUGACAAAUUGAAUGUCAACACAGUUUUAAUGGUUUUUAUUGAAAAAUGUAUGGAUGCCUUUGAAACUUUGAAAUGUUUGUAUAGAGUAUGUAAUGAUAUUCUUAUUGUCUUUUUCUCUCUCCAUGUGUACACUGUACCCAGUAAAUGACAACAGCAAUUAUACCAGUCAAACACUACAAAAUGAAACACUAUUGGAACACAUUACUGAAAACUGUUGUAAUCAUGCAUUGUGAAACGAGUUCCGCGUUGUCGUUACCUUUGGCAUUUUGUAAUCAGUGGACGACUACAAUUCUUUGUUGUUGUGCAAACUCUAAAUUGUGGGUGUCUCAAAUUGAACAUCAGUCAAGUGUUCCAGCUAAAUCCCAAGAUGAUGUCACUCUCAAUCCUGCACCCCUUCACAGAGCUGCCUGAUUUUUGACUUUUAUGGCUCAAUCAAUCAGACUCCAAAACGUUAGCAUGGAUACUCAGUCGACCAGAGUGCGCACCUCGCCUGUUAUUGGUGGAAAUGUGUGUCAGUGUCGCCCCAGCACACAAAAACAGAUCCACUUCCUUCCACCAUCAUGUGUCACAGUUGAGGAAAACUGAGACUGAGUGAACUUCAUCUUGGGAUGCCAUUUUUCUGCAAACAUUCUCUAGUUGUGUGCCUUUGGCAUGUUAUUCUUACUUGAAUAAUAAUAGUGAUUUUUUUUUUCUCUAGAAUAUGUUAAAAUAAAUACCCCCUCCCAUAACACAAUCUGCACCAACAGACUUUACUUGAAAUUGUGACACUUCAGCGAAAUUAAAGCACAUUUUAGGCUUUGGUUACACUUGUGUUAAUUGAUUUAUUAUAAAUCCAGUUAAACCAAAGUAAUAAUUUCAGUAGCAUGAAUGUAUGCAUUCUUUCAGAUUCACUCCUGUUAUCUGAUGUUUUUGCAACAGCAACCUGAAAAGACAAAUUUUAUUCUGCUUCUUGUUUUUAUUUUUGUUUUGGUUUUUCCAUACUAUGCAUUUCGGUUUUGCAUCGUUUUACAUUGUUUUAAACAUGUUUUUUGCUGUUAUAAAUGUGCCUUGCAUGUUUUAUUAACUUUGCUGAGAUUAAGAAGAAACAUUUUUGUCAAAUGUAAAACUUCUUUUGUAAGUUCACUUCAUUUUAGCGUCACAGGCUGAUUCUGCUUUUGGGGGGCAAAUGUUGCUUUAACGAAAACGAGAAUUUUUGGUGUAUUUGAAGAUAACAUGCUGUAAAUAAAUAUGCCAACAGGA
Molecule: messenger RNA, 18927 nt
Organism: Xiphophorus maculatus (southern platyfish)
Lineage: Eukaryota; Metazoa; Chordata; Actinopteri; Cyprinodontiformes; Poeciliidae
Gene: plecb
Product: plectin-like
Exons: 34
Coding region: 429-17141 (5570 amino acids)
Biological process (GO): hemidesmosome assembly; wound healing; intermediate filament cytoskeleton organization
Cellular component (GO): cytoskeleton; cytoplasm; focal adhesion
Molecular function (GO): cadherin binding; ankyrin binding; structural constituent of muscle
Source: RefSeq, a predicted model, not a curated record